Molecule: messenger RNA, 1315 nt
Organism: Austrofundulus limnaeus
Lineage: Eukaryota; Metazoa; Chordata; Actinopteri; Cyprinodontiformes; Rivulidae
Gene: hibadhb
Product: 3-hydroxyisobutyrate dehydrogenase b
Biological process (GO): L-valine catabolic process
Cellular component (GO): mitochondrion
Molecular function (GO): NAD binding; 3-hydroxyisobutyrate dehydrogenase activity; NADP binding
Source: RefSeq, a predicted model, not a curated record
CGUGCAGUGUGACGUCGUACGUGAGGUCAAAAGGAAAGAAGCAUGGCGGCUGCAUUGAGGGGAUUUCGGUAUCUGGUGGGAAGGUGCAACAAACAUGAUUUUGCGUACGUUUCCACAAGAUGUUUGGCCUCAAAGACACAGGUUGGGUUUGUUGGUUUGGGAAACAUGGGAAACCCCAUGGCAAAGAAUCUGCUGAAGCAUGGMUACCCAGUUAUUGCUACAGACGUGUUCCCAGAGUCCUGCAAAGAGGUGCAAGAGCUGGGUGCUCAGAUUGUGGAUAAUCCUGCAGAAGUAGCAGACAAAGCGGAUCGAAUUAUCACCAUGCUGCCCUCUUGUCCCAAUGUCAUGGAUGUCUACACAGGACCCAAUGGCAUUCUUAAGAAAGUAAAGAAAGGCUCCCUGCUUAUUGACUCCAGCACAAUUGACCCAGCUGUUUCUAAAGAGAUGGCUUCUGCUGCUGAGAAGUUGGGGGCUGUUUUUAUGGAUGCACCUGUCUCAGGAGGAUUUAUUGUGGUCAAGUUGGGACUGGACAGGCUGCCAAAAUUUGUAACAACAUGCUUUUAGCCAUUGGAAUGAUAGGGACAUCAGAAACCAUGAACCUGGGGAUCAGGCUCGGUCUUGAUCCCAAGCUUUUGGCCAAAAUUCUGAACAUGAGUUCUGGUCGCUGUUGGUCCAGUGACACCUACAACCCGGUGCCAGGAGUCAUGGAGGGAGUUCCUUCUGGAAAUAACUACCAGGGGGGAUUCGGCACGCAGCUGAUGACGAAGGACUUGGGCCUGGCGCAGGACACAGCCACCACCACGAGGACUCCGGUCCCGCUCGGCUCCUUAGCCCAUCAGAUCUACCGGAUGAUGUGCGCGCGUGGUUACGCCAACAAAGAUUUCUCCUCCGUGUUCCAGUUCCUGCGUGAGGAGGAGAGUCAGUAACAUCCGCUACUACCCCGUCUGGAGCCCCGCCCCCAUGUGCCUCCCCCUGCACAGGAUUAACAUACAUUUCCGCAUGUGGAGUUUUAGUUUUUUUUGUUGUUUUUUUUAAAUCUUACAAGUUGUGAGAGACAUAAUGUGAGCACACGAUAUUUCACUAGUGAAUAAAAUAGUUUUAUAAUCAGGCACUCCUUAAAGUUUAAAUAAACAACAAUCACUUAAUGCAGAAAACUCAGUAUAAUGAAACUUGUUCAUUACAGAUACAGUUGUUAUGUUUAUCUUCAGUUUUUGUUUGUUUUUUUAUUUCUGUUCAGACGAGUUAUUUCAGUUGACACUGAAACUGUCAUCUGAGUGUCGCAUCCUGUCAGAAAAUAAAGACAAAAAAAAGUUGA